Messenger RNA from Phragmites australis (common reed), 576 nucleotides. RefSeq lists its product as uncharacterized. Gene Ontology annotation, cellular component: RNA polymerase III complex. The transcript is spliced from 6 exons. Gene Ontology annotation, molecular function: single-stranded DNA binding. The record is from RefSeq and is a predicted model, not a curated record. Bases 1 to 576 code for a protein of 191 amino acids. Lineage: Eukaryota; Viridiplantae; Streptophyta; Magnoliopsida; Poales; Poaceae.
AUGGGACUGUUGUAUCACAGUAUGCAGGAAUUGUCUGGUUAUGAACUUGAGUCUGACUUAAACAAAUUUGUCGAGACAUGUCGAAAUGAUGAGUCUCUUGUGAAAAAGAAACACUGGCAAGAAGCUUAUACAAUCUUUAGGUUAUUGCUCAAACAAGGUUGUCCAGCGGAGACAGAUGAAAUUACUGACAGGACAAUUCUAGACAAGCAGAUUAUUCAUGGAGCUUUAUACAAACUUUGGAAGGAUGAAUACAUAGAUUCAGAGAGAGUCAAUUCUGCAACAGGAACAGGAAACACACAGUUCUUUGUGUGGAGAGUGAAAAAUACAUUUCGGGAACAGUUCAUCGAUCAUCUUUAUCAUGCUGCUUUAAAUUUGCACCAAAUGUUCAAUUACAUGGCUGAACUUCUACUCGAGGGUUCAAAGGAUGAAACCAAGCUUCGUAACAGAAAGAACAUUUUGAUCCUAGCUCUCACUAGACAUGAUGAGUCCCUCAUGCUGUUCCAUUAUUUUUUAGAACACUGGAACAGGUGCUGGUCCGUCCUAAAUGUAAAUAUUGGACUAUGUAAACUUAGAUGA